UCGCGGGGGCGCCCGAGAGGCCGCCGGCCGGACCCGCCCGCCGCCGCCGGAAGUGCUCACUCCACCGCCGCGCCGAGCCGCGGGAACAUGGCGCUGGAAGCCGGCGACAUGGAAGAUGGGCAGCUUUCCGACUCGGAUUCCGACAUGACGAUCGCGCCCUGCGAGAGGCCGCUGCAGGUGCCGAAAGCACUGGUUGGGGACAGUGCGGUGAGGCCCUUCCAGGGCACUGCAGCAGCCUAUGCACCCGUGUCACAUUAUCGGACUGUUAAAGGUGUAGACUCAAGUGAAGAGAGUUUUUCUGAUUCAGAUGAUGAUACCUCUCUUUGGAAACGCAAGCGACAGAAAUGUUUCAACCCCCCUCCCAAACUAGAGCCUUUUCCCUUUGGCCAGGGCAGCCAGAAACCACCUUUUGCUGGAGGGAAGAAGGUUAACAACAUCUGGGGCGCUGUGCUGCAGGAGCAGACUCAAGAUUCGGUGGCCAAUGAACUCGGUAUCUUGGAAAUGGAAGGCACUAUUGACAAAAGCAGACAAUGCGAGGCCUACAAUUAUUUGCUUGCUAAGAAACUUAAGAGGGAGUCUCAAGAACAGACAACAGAAUUAGACAAAGAGCUAGAUGAAUAUAUGCAAGAUGGCAAGAAAACAGGCUCAAAGGAAGAGGAAAAUGGGCAAGGUCAUCUCAAACGGAAACGACCUGUCAAAGACAGACUGGGGGACAGACUAGAAAUGAACUAUAAAGGCCGGUAUGAGAUCACAGAGGAUGAUUCUCAGGAGAGAGUGGCUGAUGAAAUUACUUUCAGGUUGCAGGAACCAAAGAAAGAUCUGAUAGCCCGAGUAGUGAGUAUUAUUGGGAACAAAAAGGCAAUUGAACUUCUGAUGGAAACUGCUGAAGUAGAACAAAAUGGUGGCCUUUUUAUAAUGAACGGUAGUCGAAGAAGAACACCAGGUGGAGUUUUCCUGAAUCUCCUGAAAAACACUCCUAGUAUCAGUGAGGAACAAAUUAAGGACAUUUUCUACGUUGAAAAUCAAAAGGAAUAUGAAAAUAAAAAAGCUGCUAGGAAGAGGAGAACACAACUGUUGGGCAAAAAGAUGAAGCAAGCUAUUAAAAGUCUGAAUUUUCAAGAAGAUGAUGAUACAUCACGAGAAACUUUUGCAAGUGACACGAAUGAGGCCUUGGCCUCUCUCGAUGAAUCACAGGAGGGACACGGAGAAACUAAGUUGGAUGUAGAGGAAGAUAUUGAGGUUGAUCAUUCUCAUGAUUUAGACAUUUUCUAGUACAUCUGAGGAAUCCUCCUAAAAUAAUAUUGUAAUACAUCAUUUCUACUGAUAUGCUUUGUUUUACUUUGCACUGAUUAACAUGAAUAUCUGGAGAAAAAGAUCUGUUUUUUUGUUUUAAAUGAAAUUGAAUAUGGGCGGAGAUUGGUAGAAACUUUUGCAUUUUCUUGUGUCUGACAAAAUACUUAAAAAGUAUAUAUAGCCGAGAAUUUAAUUUCUCGAUCUGUUGCAUGUGCUAUGACUAGAUGAUAAUCAGUUUUGUCCAGGUCAUUAUAACAUGCCAUUCAAAAGUUUGUUUUCUUUGUCCUAUUUAUCUUUGCAGUGAAUUAUGACUGAUUUUAAUACAUUCCAUUAAAAGAUCCUAGUAAGAUACAUAAAUUGUUAACUAUUUAUUACAAAUGCAUCCAAAUUUAGUAUGUCUGUGUUUGAAGAACUCUUAGGCUAUUUCAAGGAUAGUGAUUAAAAUUCAAUUAUGUUUAUUCUGAUGGGCCUUCCCACUUGUUUGUCCAGAAGUAAAUAAACAGCAGAAGCUUUUCGAAGAUGUAUUGAUUCAUAACUUAACUUUGGUUUGUUUGUCUUUUUUAUUUUAUUUUGUUUUUGACUUAUUAAUUAACUUGGUCAUACACUAAAUACUGAAUGUGAUCCAUACCUGUGUAAUUAAUUACCAUGGAUAUUUAAAAUGUUUUCAGUGGGGCCUGCUUGUUUUACCUUAUGUUAAGGAAGUAUUAAAAAUAUCACAUCUGCAUGGAUUUUCCAAGUACUCAUUUUUAUGAAAGGAAUAAACCUUCCAAAGGUAGGUUACUUAAGAUGUUCCAAGAAUUGAUGAUAGUUUAUAAAAUAGAUUAAGCAAAAAUAUCUAGGAAGUGAUUACAAACAAUUCUUUUUAGGCAAUGUACUUAAACUCAGUCAUUCCUGAAAUAAUGGUCAUUGAAGUUGGAUUAACGAAUCUUAAGUGGGAAAAGAAAAGGAAAAUGGUUAUUGGUUGCUUUUUAUUCAUAAAGAAUGCAAAAAUAAAAUUAGUAUUGGCAGUCCUUAA
Eptesicus fuscus (big brown bat) is the source of this 2308-nucleotide messenger RNA. It is a transcript of the gene PHAX, whose product is annotated as phosphorylated adaptor for RNA export. The transcript is spliced from 5 exons. Gene Ontology annotation, biological process: snRNA export from nucleus. The record is from RefSeq and is a predicted model, not a curated record. Gene Ontology annotation, cellular component: nucleus. The coding region runs from base 88 to 1272 and encodes 394 amino acids. Lineage: Eukaryota; Metazoa; Chordata; Mammalia; Chiroptera; Vespertilionidae.